Messenger RNA from Glycine soja, 1377 nucleotides. RefSeq names its product lateral signaling target protein 2 homolog. The transcript has a single exon. The coding region runs from base 212 to 1078 and encodes 288 amino acids. NCBI's taxonomy places the organism in Eukaryota, Viridiplantae, Streptophyta, Magnoliopsida, Fabales, Fabaceae. The record is from RefSeq and is a predicted model, not a curated record.
AAUCAUUUUUCAUCCUCUCUUCUUAAUUUUCCUUUUCCACUCUCUCUUGACCUCAUCAUUAGCCCACAACUCCUCUAUCUUUGGGGGGUGAGGAUGUUAUUAUAAUAUUCCCACCCUUCCAAUCUUCUUAACUUGCUUUUCAAAAUCUACAACCACAAAACACAUACAUUCAUCAAACAAGAGUUUAUACAUAUGUUUCUACAUACAUGUGAUGAUGGUUUUAUUUUUGUAUGUUCCUAUUCUUCUUUCACUUUCUAUCUCAUUCCUUAUCCAUGUGUUUAAGAAGCACAUUCAUCUUUUCUUAUUGGAUUGUGUCACCACUUUCAACUCUACCAACACAAUGACUAAUCACAACUACAAGCUUCAUCCCAAUUCACCCCCCACCAUUAUGCAUAUGCAUGUUCCGGAUUCUCCUCCACCGCCAAAUCAGAUUGGCUUUAUUGAAGAUGUUGGUGAAGGGAUUGAAGGGUUGGUGACUUGCACUAAAAGUCUUGCUAGUUUCCAAAGCAUUGAUGUUAGCGGUGAAAUCGAUGAUAAUGACAAUAAUGAUGAUGAGGAGGAUGAAGAUAAUUGUUGGAGGAAAACAAGGGUGGCAGAGGGUAGAGGAAUCUUUCCUCCACCACUUUCGUCGUUGAAUGGGAACGGACAACCUAGUUUCAUUCUUGUACCGGUAAGGAAAAAUGGAAGGUUGCAACUCACCAAAGUAAGAAUAAAGAGACCUAAAAUUCUCUAUGCUACCCGACAAGAUGGACGAUUGAGAUUGCUCCUUGUUCCAGAUCAAUGUGUAGAAGAUAAUGCACAAGAAGAAGAGCAUGAACAAGAACUAGUAGAUGACACAGAGGAAGAAGACAUGAGGCUAGUAGAAUCAAUGGGGGAAGAGGAAGAGGAUGAUGAAGUCGUUGAAGAGAUUAUUAGUUAUGACUCUGAGGAGAAAGAUGUUAGGAUUGGAGAGUUGAAGUUUCCUAACGAAAGGUCUAGGAAGUGUCAUGAAGUUUUGAAUCAUAUUCAAAGCCAUCAUCAUCAUGGUCAUGGGAGUCAUCACCACCACCUACAUAUGUAUGGAUUUAGCAUUGCGUGACAUCAAGUUGGAGGUUCAUGUGGUGCCCUACUUUUGUUUCAUGGAGUACGUGAAUUUGUGAUUGUAUAUUUAAUUGUGUCUCCUUCAUAUUUAUACUAAACUUGUCACGGAACACACACAAGGAUCGAUGUUGCAUCCAAAGUGUAAAUAUACGAACAUACCGUGGCGUUGUUUCCUUGUUGGAAAAGAUAAGUCCUUUAUGGUACGAAAAUACUAGUGUAAUGUAACAAUCUCUCUACGAAUUUAAAGUAGAGACUAAUUUGAAAAAUUACACAAUCAAAUGGAAAUUAGUCAUUUAA